Chinchilla lanigera (long-tailed chinchilla) is the source of this 1178-nucleotide messenger RNA. Its product is annotated as translation initiation factor IF-2-like. The transcript is spliced from 3 exons. The record is from RefSeq and is a predicted model, not a curated record. Bases 1 to 858 code for a protein of 285 amino acids. Lineage: Eukaryota; Metazoa; Chordata; Mammalia; Rodentia; Chinchillidae.
AUGGGGGCGACAGCAACCGGAAGCGAGGCGGGCCGCGGCACUCGCCGCGCGCGAGGGGGGCUCGGAGCGAACCAUUGGCCGGGGGGGGGUCUGGGUGCAGCCGCCUGCUGCCCAACCGAAGCGGCGCCGCUGCCCCAGCCCUCGCCGCGCCGCUGGCCGGUGACUGUUCGGUCACCGGGUCGGCGCCUCUCUCUCCCGGCCCCGGCCCCGGCCCCACGCGGAGGGGACGGGAAGGCUGGCCGUGGCCCGCGGCGCUCCCGUGCAGGGACGCCUGGCUCUCGGGCCCGGAGCCUCGGGGACACACGGGAGGAGAACCACCGCGCCUCCGUGGCCCCAGCCCCGAGGCCGGGCCGGGCCCGCGAGCCCGCCGAGGGCGCCCCGCGCUGCAGAGCGGCCCCUCCCCCUUGGGCUCUGUUUCUGGUUUGCUUGUGGUGCUGGGAAUCGAACUCAGGACUCUGCGCUUGCCCGCAGGCGCGUGGCCGCCCAGCUAGAUCCCCGGCCCCGGCCUCUGCUUCUCGAGUCGCCCUGCCUGAUGCUCAAGGCCCUGGCAAGGGUCUGCGUCGCACCCAGCCGCCGACGCCUGCCCUGAGAUCCUGGAGCAAUCGCGGAGCUCCUGACCAGAACGGCCUUCACCUGGCCCGUGUCCUGCGCCUCGUUCUCCCUUGCUGGAUGAAGUCCAAAGUCUUACGCCAGGCUAAACACCUGAUAAUCUGCCUUCCGGGUUCUGACCGUCUCCCUGCAUCCUCGCAGACCCCGAGCUUUAGUUGUACCACACUGCUGGCCGUCACCCAGCGUCCCCCCAAGCGGUGCCUCACUCCUGCGCGGCUCUGCGUGGGCUGUUCCCUCCCAUUCGCCUGAGGACUUCUAAUGUUCCUUAAGUCUCUCUCUAAACCCCUUCUUAAUGCCCUCUGGCAGUGUCAAGAUACUUUCUUUAUGCUUCCAAAGUACUGUGUGUGUAUCUCUCAUUAUGUUGUAAUGCCCCGAUUACUUAUCUCCUCUAAUGAGGGAGUGGCGGCCAGGAAUUCUGGCCACAAAAGCCUUUGGUAUUCUAUAGGUACCCAGUAAGUGUUUGUGAAGUGACUUAACACUUGAGGCUAACAUCCCUGCUGGACACAGCUGAGAGGUCCAAGAACAAUAAUAACCAGGAGCUAAAGCAAUCCUCUGCUGGAGUUGCUGUU